UGAAAAAGGUCAUGUAUGUCAGUCAGUCGCCUUCUGGACUUUGAACGAGACGAACGUGAUCAUGGGAGCCGAUGCUGUGCCAAUUGCUGUGGUGACGGGCUUUUGGGCCGUCGUGGGCAUCAUUCUGCCCUUUAUUCUCGGCAAGGGACCGAAUAAAGGCGUGAUCCAGACAGUGCUGGUCAUUACGGCAGUUACAUCUUGGCUCUUCUGGUUGCUAUGUUAUUUGCACCAAAUGAAUCCUCUCAUAGGACCGCAGUUACACAACACAACCAUCUUGGCCAUUCGGUAUCUCUGGGAUGGAACCUUGAGCCUUGACGACUUCAACGAAACAACAACAACAGGCACCAUGGAGACAACCACAGCAGCAGCCAUCUAACAGCCAAAACCCAAGGAAGGAGCCGAUAUCCCCCCCCCCCCCCCAACUCCAACCAUCAGGAAAUCAAGCUUGGAAUCCAACAGUGAUUCUCUUUUUGAAGUCUAGGAUUGCUGUUCUAGUUCUCCGGUUUUUCAACUUUGGAUCAUGAUCAUUAUACCAGCACGAAGAUCCACUGGCUCUUUCUCUUUUGUCCCUUUUAGUGCUAAGAUGUGUAAAUGCUAUUUAUAUCAUUACUUAAAGGUGAUGUAUUGCUGUGCGAUGGAGGCCUUAUGAUAUAUAUGUAGUCUUGUGUGUACAUAUUGAAAGAGAGUCACAAUUUUUUUAAAUAAAAUUGUUUCUAAAUGCUAUUGAUAUAAUACUUGUCUUUUUUUUUUUAAACAUCCACUCUUAAGCCUGAAAAUUCUAAAUCUGUAUCCUUUCUUGACUCUCGGUCAUGUCCAUUUGUUAAUAUUGAUGUAUAUACAUAUAAUUUUAGAGGAUGCUUCAUAAACAGCAUUUAUUAAAUGUUACCUCAUUAUCAGCAGCUUAUUGUGUCUCUCUGGUGUCUGUAAAUAAGCAAUUACAACACACCACGAGUCUGUUUAAAUUUUAAAAGCAGUCUGAUAAGAGAUAAUAUAAUGCACAACAUUCCAGUUCUGGCAAGUUGCUUAUUUGAAGAAUAUAUUUUGUAAAAUGGUAUCGGUGUUUUAGUCUUGUUCAUAAUUGUAAAAUACAUGAUGAUUUAUUCA
This is a messenger RNA of Penaeus monodon (black tiger shrimp), 1104 nucleotides long. RefSeq names its product V-type proton ATPase subunit e 2-like. Bases 62 to 376 code for a protein of 104 amino acids. NCBI's taxonomy places the organism in Eukaryota, Metazoa, Arthropoda, Malacostraca, Decapoda, Penaeidae. Gene Ontology annotation, molecular function: proton-transporting ATPase activity, rotational mechanism. The transcript is spliced from 4 exons. The record is from RefSeq and is a predicted model, not a curated record. Gene Ontology annotation, cellular component: proton-transporting V-type ATPase, V0 domain; plasma membrane proton-transporting V-type ATPase complex. Gene Ontology annotation, biological process: proton transmembrane transport.